This is a messenger RNA of Neltuma alba, 2964 nucleotides long. Its product is annotated as probable disease resistance protein At4g27220. Bases 1 to 2964 code for a protein of 987 amino acids. The record is from RefSeq and is a predicted model, not a curated record. NCBI's taxonomy places the organism in Eukaryota, Viridiplantae, Streptophyta, Magnoliopsida, Fabales, Fabaceae. Gene Ontology annotation, molecular function: ADP binding. The transcript has 4 exons.
AUGGCAUGCCCUGGGGAAGGUAUUUUAACAGAUCUUGCCAAGAGAUUGGUAGAUAAAACCAUAAAGGAAGUUAAUUACUGUCGUCAUUUCGAGACUCAUAAUCACGAGUUUGAUGAGGACAAUCAACUUUUGCGUAGAAGAUUAGAGAAAGUUCGAAAGGAUAUUGACGAUGCCAACAUUAAUGAGCAUGAGGUUGAAGGUGAAUUUCAAGAUUGGAUAAAGAAAGCUGAUAAACUAAUUCAAAUGAAUGCUGAAGUUAGGCAAACAAGGUUUGAUAGCUAUUCUUUUCUUAGGAAAUAUCGACAAGGCAAGAUAUUGGCACGGAGGGCGCAAGUCAUUAAAAGUCACAUCCAAAAUUAUAAAAACUUUGAAGGAGUAGCUCGUCCAGGUAAACUUCCAGGUAUGAAGUACCAUGCUUCAAAAGACUUCAUUGAUUUUGAGAGCAGGAAGACAAAAUUCAAGGAACUUUUGGAUGCAUUAGAAGAUGGAAAUCAUUACAUGAUUGGAUUGCAAGGGAUGGCGGGAACGGGUAAAACCACAUUGGCAACACAAGUGGGAAAGCAAGUUGAAGAAUCCAAAGCAUUUGAGAAAGUCAUCUUUGUUGUUGUGUCCAGUUCUCCAAAUGUCAACAAGAUUCGAGGCGAUAUUGCAAGGCAAUUAGGUUUGGAUUUAGAUCAAAGAAUUGAAGCAGAUCACUCAAAACAUUUGUGGUCUAGAACUUCUGAUAAUGAAAAAAAGUUACUCAUAAUAUUUGAUGAUGUGUGGGAGAAGCUGGAUCUAACUGAACUUGGGAUUCCAUCUGGACCUGAUCACAAGAAUUGCUAUGUUUUGAUAACCACUCGUCAUUCAAAAGUUUAUCAGCAAAUGAUAUGCCAAAAAGUAGUUCACCUACACACAUUGGGUGACGAGGAUGCAGUGCGUCUCUUUCUGUAUCAUGCUAGAAGUUGUGAUGCUGAUCAUCCUUCAAGGAAUGAUUUAGAGGGCCUUGCACGAGCUUUUGUGAAGGAGUGUGGAGGAUUACCAAUUGCAAUCGUGGCACUAGCUAGCACAUUAAAAAAUUGGCCUGUUGCUGAAUGGACUGUGGCUUUGACAACUUUACGAGAUAAUAAGCCAAUUGUUGAUGUCGAUGAAGAAUUGGUGAAUGUUUAUAAUUGCUUGAAAUUAAGCUAUGAUAAAUUAAAUAAUGAGAAGGCCCAAAAGCUUCUUUUAUUGUGUUCUAUAUUCCCAGAAGAUUAUGAAUUUCCCAUAAAUCUCAUUAUUAGAAUUGGUAUGGGGUCAGGAAUUUUUGGGGAAGUUAACCAAUAUUGUGCAGCACGAAGCAAACCACUUGCAGUGAAAAAUGAACUUAUAGCUUCUUCUUUGCUACUGAAGGUUGAGAAUAAAGAAUGUGUAAAGAUGCACGACUUGGUUCGUGAAGUAGCUCAAUGGAUAGCCAAGGAUGAUAUUCAAGUGAUUAUGAAUUCAAGAACAGCUUUUGAAGCAAGUAAGCGAUUUGUGUUUUGGAGUAUUGAUGAUUUUCCUGAUCAAUUUGAUGGUACGAAGGUUGAGAUUUUACUUCUUUGGAUAAGUGAAAAUGCUUUGAAAAAAGAUGCAAAUGCAUUCUUUGCAAGGAUGUCAAACCUCAAAAUUCUGUUUUUGCUCGGUCAAUAUGACAGAAGAGUUCCCACUUCGUCAUUUUCGCAAUCACUUGCUUCAUUAAAGAAUAUUCAAACUCUUAUCUUGGAUGGUUGCGAAAUAGGAAACAUUUCGGCUUUGAAGAAUUUACAAGAAGCCAUGUUUAAGUACCUUGUGCGAAGAGCAGAAGUUCUUGAGCUAGGGAACUUAGGACAAACAGGGUGGAAAAGUCUUAUCCCUGACAUUAUUCCUGUGGAAGAGAGAGGCAAGGAUAAUUUAAUCAAGCUUUACUUGUAUGAUUGGGCUGACAUUGAGUGCCUUAUUCAUAGUAAUAAGUGUCACUAUUCUAAUUUGUCAUUCUUCUUCAACUUAGUUGAGUUACAUCUGUGUAAAGUGGAUGUGAAAGAAUUAUGUUGCGGUGCUAUGCCUUCUAGGUUUCUUGAGAAGUUACAGAUUUUAAGGUUAGAGGGUUGUAGGAAACUACAAAAUAUACUCUCAGAUGAAAAUCUCAAGCUACCUCAUCUGAAGGUAUUGAAAUUGGAAGAUUGUCCAAUGUUCCAACCAUCAAUUUUCAAACCCUUUGUUGCUCGAAGUCUUGGGCAAUUGGAAGAAUUAAUAGUUGAAGGUUUCACAGAGCUAAAAAAUUUAAUUGCAGACGAGAGUUUAGAAGAAGAAAUGAGGAUUGUUGAUUAUCAAAAACGUCAUGGCUUAUUGUUUCCCGCAUUAGAGUCUCUUCAAAUUGAAAGAUGUGGCAAAUUAGAAGUGGUAUCAUCAUUUCUUCAAGCUGGAGACCUUCCCAAGUUGAAAGAUUUAGGCAUAUAUGAUUGUGCGGAGCUAAAAUACUUAUUUGGUGAAUAUAACGAUAAUGUGGGCCAAGCUGGGCAACAGGAAAUCAUGCUCCCUUUACUAACACAAGUGAGACUUCAGAGAGUACCAAGUUUCAUUAACAUAUUUAAAAAAUGUAAGACAUGUGUGCUAAGGCCGCCUCAUAUUUUGAAAGAAGAUUCAAAGGAGAGACAUAAGAACUCUAAGACAAGUGCUUUCUCAUGGACUCAUGGGUGUUGUUUUCUGGCUGCAACAAAAGACAGUAAUAUUGGAGUUUCUAAUGCCCCCCUACUAGAAGACUGCACAAUCUCACAGAAAGCUUAUGAGCUGAAAUAUAUUUUUGGAAAAUACAAUGAUGGAGAUUGUCAAUCAAAUGAGAAUGAAAACAAUGAGCCUCAGAUUCAUCUUCCAGCACUGGAAACACUAUUCCUCGAAGGCGUACCAAAUAUGAUGAGCAUUGGUAUCAAGAAACAUCAGCUCGAACGCCCAUCUCUACAGAUUAUAGAAGAGCCAAAGAUAAACUGA